AUGGCUUCCAAUGAAGAAAGACCGAUAUGUCGUCUAUCUCAUCCAACUCAACCUCACAGCCUCUCCCGUAGAGCCGGAAAAGUCCCUCCAUCGGGUUGCUUCGCGUGCGACAAAGAUGAAUUCUCACCAGCUUCUACGUUCCAUUACUGUUGCACCACUUGUGAUGUGGAGUUUCACGAAUUUUGUCACCGUUAUCCAAAGAAGCUCACACACCCUUAUCACCUCCAACAUCCUCUCACUCUCUCAACUCAAAACACUGAAAUAGAGAUCAAACCUGGUUACAUAUUCAAGGAAUGUAAUUGGUGUGGAGAUGACUUGAGAGAUGGAUCUCAAUUCUAUCGGUGCUUGAUAUGCAACUUUUGCUUGGAUCUUUCUUGUUCCCAAAACAUUCCAACUCUCACUAUCACAAAUCCCAAAAGUCAUCACCAUUCACUCUCUUUAUUCCCUUGGCCACUCUUAUUCCCAUGUGAAGCUUGUGGGCUGAUUAGUUUGUUGGAACCAAGCUAUGCUUGUUUCCAAUGUAACUAUAUGGUUCAUGAGAGUUGCAUCGACUUGCCCCGUGUCGUAAAAAUCACACGUCACCCGCAUCGUCUCUCUCACACUCCUUUCCUUCCGGCCACAACUUUGUUAUGCAAAGUUUGUUACAAGAAGGUCGACAUCAAAUAUGGCCAGUAUUCUUGCAACCAGGAAAGUUGCUCUUACGUAGCGCAUUCAAAAUGUGCAACUCAUAUGCAUGUUUGGGACGGGAGAGAACUUGAAUGGGAACCAGAAGAAGAUGAAGAUGAAGAUGUUGCUUCAUUCAAGAGAGUAGGUGAUGAUAUGAUAAAAUAUUUUUGUCAUGAACAUCAUCUAAAGCUUGAGAAGUAUGAUAGUGUUAGAGACGCAAAGAAACAAUGUGAAGCUUGCAUCCUACGUAUCGACUCUUAUGAUUUCUACAACUGUAAGCAAUGUGAGUUCUCUCUUCACGAGGAAUGUGCAGAUCUUCCUCGAAAGUUGGCUCAUGCACUGCAUAGACAUCCUCUUGUCCUAGAGACUUCUCCUAUACUCGACUACAAUUCCGCAGGUUGUUCAACUUGUGCCCGCGAGUCCACUGGUUUCAGGUACAAAUGCUCAAGAAAUGAUUGUGACAAUGAGAUUCAGAUUGAUGUUCGAUGCGUUUUAGUUCCUGACUGCUUCAUUCACAAAAGUCAUGAACAUCCUUUAUUCAUCUCCACAUCUUAUUCAAGAAAAGGUAACAUUUCUUGCAAUGGUUGCAAAGAUAGUGUUCGUGAUGAGUAUUAUCUGCAAUGUACUAUAUGUGCAUUUGCUAUGUGUUAUCGAUGCGCUACAAUCCCGGAUGAGAUACACUACAAAUACGAUGCACAUCCGCUCUCGCUUUGCUACGGAGAAGGUGAAGAGAAAGAAGCAUAUUGGUGUGAAGUUUGUGAGAAAGAAGUGAAUCCAAGAGAAUGGUUCUACAAAUGCAACAAAUGUUGCAUCACUAUCCACCUUGAGUGUAUAUUCGGAUCCUCCGUUUAUAUCAAGCCAGGUUACACGUUCUACUUCGGCUCUGAAUCAAUGAAAAUUAUUGGCAAUAGUAGUAAUACUCGGCCGAUUUGUUUUAAGUGUGAUCAUCGUUGCCCACAUUCCGUGUACUACAAGUUGUUUGAGAAGGAUUUUUGUUCUUGGUUUUGUGUUUGGACAUCUGACAUAGAAAAUUGUAAUAACUCCGAAUCAGAAUAA
This is a messenger RNA of Microthlaspi erraticum, 1722 nucleotides long. Lineage: Eukaryota; Viridiplantae; Streptophyta; Magnoliopsida; Brassicales; Brassicaceae. The record is from the annotation of a GenBank genome assembly.